Molecule: messenger RNA, 321 nt
Organism: Psammomys obesus (fat sand rat)
Lineage: Eukaryota; Metazoa; Chordata; Mammalia; Rodentia; Muridae
Product: non-histone chromosomal protein HMG-17-like
Exons: 1
Coding region: 1-321 (106 amino acids)
Biological process (GO): chromatin organization
Cellular component (GO): nucleus; chromatin
Molecular function (GO): nucleosomal DNA binding
Source: RefSeq, a predicted model, not a curated record
AUGUACCCCACCACUGCCGUGCUCAAAAGAAAGGCUGAAGGUGAUGCCAAAGGAGAUAAAAGCAAGAUGAAGGACGAGCCUCAAAGAUCUGCCAAGUUGUCUGCUAAACCUGUUCCUGCAAAGCCAGAGCAUAAGCCUGAAAUGGCCCCUGCAAAGGGAGAGAAGGUACCCAAGGGGAAGAAGGGGAAAGCUGAUACCAGUAAGGAUGAAAAUAUUCCUGCUGAAAAUGGAGACCCCCAAACAGGCCAGGCACAGAAAGCUGAAGGUGUUGGAGAUGCCAAGUGUUGUGUGUGCAUUUUUGAUAACUGUGUACUCUGGUGA